AUGGCAAUCCAACAAGCCCAGCGCGCAGAGGAAGAGCGCCAAGAGAAGGACUUCGACAAGAACUUUGUGAAUGGAGUGCUCGAGCGAGAGCGUUUGAUCGCGGAGCAGGAGGAGGCUGAGAAGCUGAAGGCCAAGAAGAAAGCCAUGGAGUUCACUGAAGCCUUGAAGCUGGAGAUGGCCAGAAAGGCUGCCAGCGAAGAGGAGCUUCUUCGUUUGCAGGAUGAAGAGUCAGAACGCCAGUGGCAAAAGCGCUAUGCACAAUGGGAGAAGGAAGAACUUGCUCGUGGGGAGCUUGGACAACAUGGUGUGGAUUUGCAUGAUUUGUUGCAUACGUUGAAGCAUCAGCUGCGUGAGCAGGUGAAAUCAGAUAUCGCCAAGGAGCGUGGGCAGAUCGAGCAGGAGAUGAAGCGCCUGGAGGCCAUCGAGCAACAACGUGAAGAGGGCGAGAAGUUGGUGGCCAUGCGACACCAAGAAGAGCUCUUCCGGCAGAUGGACUUCCAUCAGGUGCAGCGCCAUCGACAACUCCAGCAGCAUGCCAUCGAGCAGCGGCAGGCGUGA
This is a messenger RNA of Durusdinium trenchii, 558 nucleotides long. NCBI's taxonomy places the organism in Eukaryota, Dinophyceae, Suessiales, Symbiodiniaceae. The record is from the annotation of a GenBank genome assembly.